AUGAAAGAGGUCAAAAAGGUUUAUGAAUUUUGUUUGUUGCUCACCAAUCUAGGAAGAUGUUUGCUCUAUGUUCCGCUAUCGUUUUCUGAUGAUGAUUAUGGAAGCAAGUGUCCGAUACAUGUAGAUAAGAUGUGCACCUUGAUAUGCUCCUUGAAUCAAUUGGGAAAAAACGCAACAUCAUCAACGAUGAAUGUGCAAAAUUACAAAGUUGUAGUUGAACGAUUGGAUGAUGUGCUAUUUGCGGUGUUUUUGAAUCCAAAUUACGGAACAAAAAUUAAUCGUUUAAAAAUGAAAAGAAUUAUUGACGAAUUUGUGUUUGUGUUUGGAAAACCAAUAGCUGACAUUAAGAGUUUUGAAAGCCAGCUAAUGGAACAAAAUGCACGAAAUUUUGUUUUUAAAAUUAAGGAAAAAGACAAGGAGGAGGCCACACCAGUAAAUAGAUAUCCAGUGUUCAGUCGAUUCAGUGACAUUGUUAAAUCAAAACUAAUAGAGAUAGAACUGUUUGAAAAGGCGCUCUGUGAUCAAAUGUUCAAACAAUUCAACUCACUUCUGAGGUUUUUGCUAGUAGAUACCUCUUUUUCUCCAUUACUAGACCUUUCUCGAGAGAAGAAGAGCACGAAGGUCGUUAAAACAAUUACGGAAUGGAAGCAUGUUCAACAACUAUGUUCGCGAAGUCUUACACUUGUCAUAGAUUCUCCUGAUGAAUUACCUUGCUCCUAUCUCAUGGUUGACAAGGCAUUAGUGAUUGACAUUGAGGAGAGAGGAAAUGAUUUUUUGUUUUACAUCUUUUUCAUUGAAAUAGUGAACCCAAGUCAUCUUCAUUUGCAAUACAAUGAUGACGGCACAUGCACCAUAACGAAUCUAAUGUCAAUAGCACCUCAAAUGAUUGCUGCAAUUUCUUCUUUUAUGCAACAAGUAAGAAAUAGGAAUGAAAUAAGCCAUGAACGGAAAGAACAAAUAGAAAAAGAAUGGGUUUCAACCUCACUGACGUUUGUUUCAAAAAAUGGAAGAACUUUUUUCAAAAGCAAGAACAUUUCCACACUAAUAACCCCAGCAGACGACGACUUUACGAAAUACACACCACGACCACCUCCGCCCUUAAUAGAAGCCAUCUCCAAACAUCAACAGCAACCUCCUUCUCAAAUUACACCUAACGACCGGUUUGUUCGGAAUUACAAAAUACGAGAACAGCAACAAUGA
This is a messenger RNA of Naegleria fowleri, 1200 nucleotides long. RefSeq lists its product as uncharacterized. Bases 1 to 1200 code for a protein of 399 amino acids. NCBI's taxonomy places the organism in Eukaryota, Heterolobosea, Eutetramitea, Acrasida, Naegleriidae. The transcript is spliced from 2 exons. The record is from RefSeq and is a predicted model, not a curated record.